CGUUGAGGGUUUGUGCCUCGUUACAUUUUGACUUCGGUUCUUCGUGUAACGUUACUGACGAAACACUAUCGGCCUCUCGUCUUUCUCUUCGUUUCUUGGCCAUGUCCGCUUAUUAAAUUAAGAUAUCGAGCUAGCUACACCGACCUCGGGUGUAACACACCGUGCUUCUGUCAAAAGUUGAAAGUAAGUGACGAGAGACCGCUUUGCCAACCGGCGACUAGGAAAUUGACACAUUCCCACAGCCUUUCACAUUUUCGGAGUUUGUUUAUCUACCUUUUCCCCACAGUGCCCCCAUGCGGCACCCUGUAUUUCCAAAACAAUGUUACAGCAGCACGGCGUUUAGUGUUUAUGUAGUAUAUUAUUGUCGUUUUUACAGUAGUAGUAAUAUUAGUAGCUUCCAUUUAUGUGACUAGGUUUUCAAUACAACAGCUAGAUGUUGAUUGUUCUCUGAUGUUAUGAUGUCAUCCACAUCAUCAUGAAAGAUGGUGCUGAAAACUUCAAAUCAACUUGCCAACUGCAAUGACAUGCUUAUAUUUUGUUCUCAUUAUCAGCAGUGUCUUUAUUUACUGACUGUAAGACAGUGUGAGAGCGAUAUCACCAAUGUAAAACUACAACUCCUAGAGUGCAAUAGUUCGAAGCGGAUGUACGUGUUGGAGAAAUUUGGCGCUGAUCUAUCCGGGUACUUCAUUCACUUCUUCCUUUCGCGCCGGUAACUGAAGAGCCGUGCGUCCAUGUGCGCAUUGACUGGGAAUUCAUAGACCACAGAAAUACUGAAUCCGAGCCAUACCAGAUUUAGCUAUGGAUCCUAACGUAUUGAUCGAGGCCCUUCGGGGGACCAUGGACCCAAACUUGCGUGAGGCCGCGGAGAGACAGCUGAACGAGGGUCACACCCAGGUGAAUUUUGUGUCUGCUUUGCUGCAAGUCACCAUGUCUGAUCAGUUGGAUUUGCCCGUCAGACAAGCAGGGGUGAUCUACCUGAAGAACAUGGUGACCCAGCACUGGAGCGAGGAGACGGCAUCAGCAGAGACGCCUGUCAAUAACAUUCCCGAGGAGGACAGGCAGUUCAUCCGUGACAACAUCGUGGAGGCCAUCAUCCACUCCCCCGAGCGCAUCAGAGUGCAGUUGACGACAUGCAUCCACCACAUGAUUAAGCACGACUACCCCGGCAAGUGGACGGCCAUUGUGGACAAGAUUGGCUUCUACCUGCAGUCAGAUAACAGCGCCGGCUGGCUGGGCAUCCUGCUCUGCCUCUACCAGCUGGUGAAAAACUACGAGUACAAGAAGCCGGACGAGCGCAGUCCUCUGGUGGCGGCCAUGCAGAUCUUCAUGCCCAUGCUGAAGGACCGCUUCAUCCAGCUGCUCCCUGACCCCUCCAGUGAAUCUGUCCUGGUGCAAAAACAGAUCUUCAAGAUCCUCUACGCCCUCUUCCAGUAUAACCUCCCCCUGGAGUUGAUCAACCGACAGAACCUGACGGAGUGGAUGGAGAUCCUGAAGACAGUGGUGGACAGAGACGUGCCUCCGGAGACCUUGCAGGUGGAUGAGGACGAGAGACCUGAGCUGCCCUGGUGGAAGUGUAAGAAGUGGGCCCUCCACAUCCUGGCCAGGCUCUUCGAGAGGUAUGGCAGCCCAGGCAACACUACCAAAGAGUACACAGAGUUUGCCGAUCUCUUCCUCAAGGGAUACGCUGUGGCAGCACAGCAGGUGCUGCUGAAGGUCUUAUAUCAGUACAAGGAGAAUCAAUACGUGGCUCCCAGAGUCCUCCAGCAGACACUCAACUAUAUUAACCAGGGAAUCGCACACGCUGUCACCUGGAAGAACCUCAAGCCACAUAUCCAGGGCAUCAUUCAGGAUGUGGUUUUCCCUCUCAUGUGCUACACGGACAGUGACCAGGAGUUGUGGGAGGAGGACCCAUACGAGUACAUCCGCAUGAAGUUUGAUGUGUUCGAGGACUUCAUCUCUCCCACCACGGCCGCCCAGACCCUGCUCUUCACCUCCUGCAACAAGAGGAAAGAAGUUCUUCAGAAGACCAUGGGCUUCUGUUAUCAGAUCCUUACUGAGCCUACCUCUGACCCCAGGAAGAAGGACGGAGCGCUGCACAUGAUUGGCUCUCUGGCUGAAAUCCUGCUCAAGAAAAAGGUCUAUAAAGACCAGAUGGAGUUCAUGCUGCAGAACCACGUCUUCCCUCUGUUCCGCAGUGAGCUGGGUUACAUGAGAGCCAGAGCCUGUUGGGUCCUGCAUUACUUCUGUGAGGUCAAGUUUAAGAGUGACCAGAACCUGCAGACAGCCCUGGAGCUGACCCGCCUCUGCCUAAUCAACGACAACGAGAUGCCUGUUAAAGUGGAGGCAGCCAUCGCCCUGCAGGUCCUCAUCAGCAACCAGGAGAAAGCCAAAGAGUAUAUCACUCCCUUCAUCCGGCCUGUGAUGCAGGCCCUCCUGCACAUUGUGCGUGAAACUGAGAAUGAUGACCUCACCAACGUCAUCCAGAAGAUGAUCUGCGAGUACAGCGAAGAAGUCACCCCCAUCGCCGUGGAGAUGACACAGCACUUGGCUAUGACCUUCAACCAGGUCAUCCAGACGGGGCCUGACGAGGAGGGAGGAGACGACAAGGCGGUGACAGCCAUGGGCAUCCUCAACACUAUCGACACACUGCUCAGUGUGGUGGAGGACCACAAAGAGAUCACCCAGCAGCUGGAGGGCAUAUGUCUGCAGGUGAUCGGCACCGUCCUGCAGCAGCACGUCCUGGAGUUCUACGAGGAGAUCCUGUCUCUAGCCCACAGCCUGACCUGCCAGCAGGUGUCCCCACAGAUGUGGCAGCUCCUCCCCUUGGUGUUCGAGGUCUUCCAGCAGGAUGGCUUUGACUACUUCACAGACAUGAUGCCUCUCCUUCACAACUAUGUCACGGUUGACACAGACACUCUCCUGUCUGACACUAAAUACCUGGAGAUUAUCUACAGCAUGUGCAAGAAGGUUCUGACGGGCGAUCCAGGUGAGGAUCCAGAGUGUCAUGCAGCCAAGCUGCUAGAGGUGGUUAUUCUGCAGUGCAAAGGGCGUGGAAUUGAUCAGGUUGUUCCCUUGUUUGUGGCGGCUGCACUGGAGAGGCUGACGAGGGAGGUGAAGACCAGUGAGCUGAGGACCAUGUGUCUGCAAGUGGCCAUCGCUGCCCUCUACUACAGCCCCCCUCUGCUGCUCAACACCCUGGAGAACCUGCGCUUCCCAAACAACACUGAGCCCAUCACCAACCACUUCAUCUCCCAGUGGCUCAAAGACGUUGACUGCUUCCUGGGGCUCCACGAUAGGAAGAUUUGUGUGCUUGGCCUGUGUGCCCUCAUUGACUUGGAACAGAGGCCCCAGGCUGUCAACCAGGUGGCCGGCCAGCUGCUCCCUGCAGCCAUCCUACUCUUCAACGGCCUCAAGAGGGCCUACGCCUGUCAAGCAGAGAACGAGAAUGAGGAUGAAGAUGAUGAUGAAGAUGGAGAGGAGGAUGAGGAGAAUGUCGAGCUGGGCAGUGAUGAAGAUGACAUUGAUGAGGAGGGCCAGGAGUACCUGGAGAUGCUGGCCAAGCAUGCAGGAGAGGAUGGGGAUGAUGAGGACUGGGAUGAGGAUGACGCAGAGGAGACUGCACUGGAGGGCUACACCACAGCUGUAGACGAUGAAGACAACCUGGUGGAUGAAUACCAGAUCUUCAAAGCCAUACUACAGAAUAUCCAGACCCGUGACCCAACAUGGUACCAGGCACUCACACAAACCCUUGAUGAGGAACAAGGAAAACAUCUUCAUGACAUCGGCACACUUGCAGACCAGAGACGGGCAGCACAUGAAUCCAAAAUGAUCGAGAAGCAUGGCGGAUACAAGUUCACAGUGCCAGAAGUGGUGCCAACUAAUUUCAAUUUUGGAGGCAACGCUCCAGGAAUGAAUUGAGUCAUCCCUUCUCCCUUUUAUUACUCUGACUGAUUGUAGUGAAGUGAAAAAAGCUUGUGUUGUUCCCUUAAGUAGUGGUUCCAGAACUGGUUCUUCUCACUGACUCUUCAAUCUGACUAUCAAAUUGGAAAUAGCACCAGAAGAAGUGGGAAGGCAACCAAAUGCAACAAAUGGCUGGGAAAACAAACCAAGAACUUGAGCACGAAGCAAGAGAAAAAAGAAGCUCUGAACAACAUUGUCUUCUGGGAUCCAAUGUGGAGGAGGAUACUAUGACGGAACUCUUUUUUUCUUCCCACUUAAACAAAACGGGAGGGCUUAACAAUUUGAAAUUGAUAAUGGGACUAAAUGUUUCAUCAUUUUCACUGUUUUGGCCAAAAGGCUGUGCGUGAUAAGAUUAUACCUCUGGCAGUAGUGUUGUCUACGUUAUUUUCUGCAUUAACAAAUUCUCAUGUUUGUUAUGUAUAUACAAGCCAAGGUUCUUGAUUUUUAAGUAGCCUUGCAAAAACAACCAGAGGCAUUUGUAAGGUGUCAAGUGUAUUCAUAUGUAGCAUAUCGGAUACUUCAUAGCACUAUGUGAUGCCUGAUCUCUGUAAAUUAAUGACUAGCACUUUCAUAUUGUUCAGGUCUCCUAGCCUUCUGUAUCAGACUGCAAUUUUUAAAUCAAGUAAGACCAUUUAAAACGCAAACCGCUGUAACUUUGUUACUGUGCAAACGACUUCUCCUGUAAUGGCUGAUUGUCACAUGUAUUGGUUACGGUGUAGAAAAAUGGGUGGCAUCACUUUGCUGCUAAAGUGGAAACAUUCUAGAUUCCUGAAAAAAGAGAAGGCUCUUGGUGUUCAGGUUGGAUACAAGACAUGUUGUGAGCACUGAAAGUCAAUUGGAUACUUCAUUGAAGCAUGUACAAUUGGACUUGAUCGUGAAGGUCUCAAGCAUUUGGUUGGUGUAUGGAUGAACCAUAUAUAUAAAUAUACACACAACAACAUUAAAAAAAGUUUCGUUGGA
Coregonus clupeaformis (lake whitefish) is the source of this 4920-nucleotide messenger RNA. RefSeq names its product importin-7-like. Gene Ontology annotation, cellular component: cytosol; nuclear envelope. Gene Ontology annotation, molecular function: small GTPase binding. Gene Ontology annotation, biological process: protein import into nucleus. The record is from RefSeq and is a predicted model, not a curated record. NCBI's taxonomy places the organism in Eukaryota, Metazoa, Chordata, Actinopteri, Salmoniformes, Salmonidae.